UCAGACAGUGCCACAUCAGCAGUAACGUCAGACACAGUGCCACGUCAGCAGUGCCACAGCAGCAGUGCCACAGCAGCAGUGCCACGUCAGCAACAUGACGGGCCUGCCAGGGCAACUGCCCAACGAGUCCCUUGCCGCCUACAAGCAGCGAUUCCACGCUCAGAUUGAGGCUGAGGAACAACGCCAGCUGGCAGCUGAGGCUGCCCGCGUACAGGCUGAAGAGGCAGCAGCAGCAGAGCAGCUGCGGCUACAGGCCGACGCAGACGCAGAUGCCCAGACUCGCCGCAAGGAAGCCCAGGAUCUGCUGCAGCGGCAUGAAGCCAACAGCAUCGACAGACUCAAGUUCUGGCACUUUGAACCGAACGGCAACGAGGCAGCACUGGAAGAGAAGCACAAGGAGUUCCUCUCCAAACUCGUGACAAGGUUGUUGUACGCUUGCAACUACCAAUGGUCAGAGUUGGCGAGACAGUACCAGGACCUGACGCAACAGCAUCAGGAGUUGGCAAAGUUCCGCCGCAUAGUGCAGAGCCACGAGGAUGCAACUCGGGCACUCAAUGCCCGAUUGCUGGUCCUGGUACAACAGGCUGUACCAGGACCAGCUGCUGGGGCUUCCAGCAGUGCACCCUCUAGCCGCCAACUGGAGGACCUCGUUGACCACGUAGUGGCAAUGCUCGGCGACAUCAGCACUUUCGCUGCGCCGACCACCACCAUCAGCAGUCAGCUGCAUACAUUGAAGACCGAGGUCCAGCAGCUGCAGUCGGUGAACGCGGACGACAAUCCGAAGAUGUACAAGAUGCCAACUUUCAACCUGGAGAGGUUCGACGACUACACGCAGCAGGAUACGGUCCUCUGGUGGGAAGCAUUCACAACGCAACUCAGGAUUUUGCACGUAGCCAAGCAUGCGUACAUCGGCGCCCUGUUCCUGAACUCAAAGGGCGGAUGCCAGACCUGGUUGAGCCACCUGGCAACCUCCCACGGCGUCGACGUACCAAACUUGAAGGACAAAAUCACAUGGGAGGAACUGACACGGCUGUGGAAGAAUCGGUUCAUCGUCGACGACGCGCCAGCACUCGCCAUCAACCGUCUGUUCACCAUGUCACAGGGCAACACUGCAACACGGGAUUGGCUCACAGAGUGGCAGAAGAUUGCGGCAGUGCCCAAUCUGGAUCUGCCUUUCACUCAUCUCAGACGUGAGUUCUACAACAGGUCCUGUGCUGCAUUGAGCCAGGCUCUUGGUGAUCGCGAGCAGUACUCCACUUUCGCCGAGAUUAUCGACAAGGCGAGAGAGAUCAUCAAGACCAACAGGUCAGCUGCACACCAGAGAUCAACAUGGCAGCCGACCUAUGUGGAGAAGGUACGAACUGGUCCGCGACAACAGCACUUCGUUGCAGUCCAGCAGGACAGUGGAGAUAACCCAGCAGUCACUCCAGCAUCAAGUGACGGAGAUCAGGUGGCUGCUGUCCAGCCGCUAAGCAACAACAAGUCCCGCAACAAUGGGAAGGCGAAAUCCGCAUCGCAGGCCGGAAAUGGACAACCAGUACAAGUUCCAUGGGUCAAGUUUGGCUUGACCGAGGCGGAGUACAAGUCGCCAAAGGUGCCAUUCGUAUUCGAUGACGACGCACGCCGGUCAUUCCAAGCACUUAAGGCGGCUAUGCUCAUGGCACCCGUCCUUAGCAUCUAUGACCCCACCCUGCCGAUGCGAGUGACUACGGACGCUUCCGGCUAUGGCAUUGGGGCAGUCUUGGAACAGCACGACGGAGACGACUGGCACCCUGUGGAGUAUUUCAGCCACAAAGUGCCUCCCAUCAACUCGCUUGAUGAUGCAAGGAAGAAGGAGCUGCUCGCAUUCGUGAUGGCUCUCAAGCGCUGGCGACACUUCCUCCUUGGGCGUCGUAGGUUCACAUGGGUCACAGACAACAAUCCAUUGACCUACUAUAAGACGCAGGACACGGUGAGCAGCACGAUCGGACGAUGGAUGUACUUCAUCGACCAAUUUGACUUCACACCGAAACAUGUACCCGGCCUCUCCAAUCGCGCAGCAGAUGCACUCUCGCGAAGACCUGAUCUUUGCGCUAUGACACAUCAUGCCUUCGCAUUCGACGGGGAGCUUCAGCGACACUUCAUCCGGGCAUAUCAGUCUGAUCCGGACUUCGGCACGCUCUAUGCACAACUAUCUUCGGAUCACCCGCCGGCCAGCCAUUACCGCAUUGCCGACGGGUACUUGCUCCUCCACUCGAUAGGCAAGGACUUACUAUGUGUCCCACACGACCGUCGUCUUCAGACUCACCUCCUCGGCGAGUAUCAUGAUUCACGACUCGCCGGCCAUUUCGGAGUCAACAGCACUAUUGCACGGCUUCGACAACGAUUCCGAUGGCCUGACCUCGUUACCGAUGUCACUCGGUAUUGCGACUCUUGCGAAGUUUGUCAACGCAGCAAGCCCCGCAACCGCAAUCCCUACGGCGAGUUACACCCGAUGCCUAUCCCACGGGAACCCGRUCUCUCCACUGCCAUGGACGUCACCGGUCCGUUUCCUCGCGACCGGCUCGGGCACGACGGCAUCCUCACGGUUGUGGACCGAUUGAGUAAGUACGCGCGUUUUCUCCCUUGCAAGUACUACUCCACGGCUCCCGAGYUGGCACGCCUCCUGCACACUGGUUGGAUUUGUGGCCACGGUGUACCAGAAGAUAUUGUCAGCGACCGCGACACUCGUUUCAUGUCGGCGUUUUGGACUGCUCUCAUGCAGGAGUCCGGCACAACAAUGAAACCAAGUUCGGCUCGACAUCCUCAGACAGACGGGCAGACGGAGCGGGCACAUCAAACCGCUCAAAUGAUGCUUCGUACGCUCAUCCGUCCGGACCAGAAAGAUUGGGUUGACCGCCUCCCCGACAAAGGCCGGAUCUUCGCCGACCUUCUCCUCCCUCGACCAGCCGACAUUGACGCUGCCUGCUCUCCCGCUUUCGUCCGGAAGUACAGGGAAUUGCUGACUCAAGCCCGUGCAAAUAUGCAAAAGGCUCAAGUCGGCAUGCAGCAGCAAGCCAACAGGCGUCGCGUACCAUGUCCCAUCCGCGCCGGUGAUCUGGUUUGGGUCUCCGCGGAAGAGUUUGCACUGGAACAGGAUGUUUCACGCAAACUGCUUCCCAAGUGGUUUGGACCUUGGUCUGUGACAGCAGCCGCGGGCGAUGAGCCCGAUGGCCCUUCAUUUGUGAUCAACAUUCCAGAGCAUCUGACGGUCCAUCCCGUCUUCCACGCCUUGAAGCUGGCAACAUACACGCCGGCCAAGAGCGACGACUUUCCGGACCGACGAUCGCAGGACCCUCCUUCUAUGGAUGGCCAUCAAGAAGUUGACCGCGUCAUCUCYGAUCGCAAGUACGGCAGCAAGCCGCGGCAGUACAAAGUCACAUUCAAAGCAUGCGAUCGCGACGACACUCGGUGGAUUUCAGGCGCAGAUUUGAAAGCAUCCGCACCACUAAUCUACGUGCAUUAUGAAAAGCGGAGGUUAGCUCAGGAAGCUUCACGACCAGCCCCUCCCACCCGGACUGUGGUCCCUCCCUCAGACAGACAGCUUCGCCCUCGCAGGUAAGCUCGGUUCUUC
This is a messenger RNA of Chara braunii, 3592 nucleotides long. Lineage: Eukaryota; Viridiplantae; Streptophyta; Charophyceae; Charales; Characeae. The record is from the annotation of a GenBank genome assembly.